Molecule: messenger RNA, 900 nt
Organism: Acytostelium subglobosum LB1
Lineage: Eukaryota; Evosea; Eumycetozoa; Acytosteliales; Acytosteliaceae
Exons: 1
Coding region: 1-900 (299 amino acids)
Source: RefSeq, a predicted model, not a curated record
AUGAAGAUCAGCGACUUACCAAGCGAUAAUACGAUCAUGUGGAUCACGCCGUCGCCCUUGGUGAUGACCACAGAGGACAGAAUGAUGAUCGAGCGACUCGAGAGCUGCGGCAAGCGAUUCAUCUACGUGCACCCAGAAGACGUCAACCUGGUCAACUACAACCGAUGUCUAUUCAUACUCAUGUCGGCCGCACAGUGGUCCUAUCAGCUAGCCGUACACAACAUGCUGCCCUUGGACGACAUCAAGGUGCCACUCAUUCUACUGCUGAGCCAGGUCACGCCGGUGGGCCUGCCACCCACCUGCCUCAAGGACCGAGAGCUGAUCACACACAGCCAGCUUGCCAACAACUACUACUUGGCCGCUGACACGCGUCGUUGUAUGGGCAAUAAUGCUCGACAGACUGACACAAGCACAGGCCCAAUCUACUUUUAUCACCAAGACCAGCCAUACUACCAGUUCACCAACUUCUUCCAAGCGCCAUUCGAACUCGAUGGAUUGACGUGGCGCACGGCUGAGCACUACUUCCAGGCACAAAAGUUCGUUCCACAUCACAAUCUGGUUCAGUACGUCAAUGAACUAAGGACGCCACGCGAAGCAUUCGAGUUCUCGCGUAAUCCCAAGGUCAAGGAUUCGCUGCGACACGACUGGCGAGACAUCAAAGACGGCAUAAUGUACAAGGCAGUACAGGCCAAGUUCAAUCAGAGUCCAGAGCUCAUGGAGUUGCUGAUCAAUACAGGAAAGCGCGACCUGGUCGAGCACACCAGGAACGACAACUACUGGGGCGAUGGAGGCGAUGGAACCGGGCAGAACCGGCUUGGACUAAUUCUCAUGAAAGUCAGAUCAGAGUUGCAAGACAGGUACUGGCAUUCAUCAUCAUCCACCAGCGUGCCAGCACUAUAG